This is a messenger RNA of Linnemannia hyalina, 546 nucleotides long. The record is from the annotation of a GenBank genome assembly. Lineage: Eukaryota; Fungi; Mortierellomycota; Mortierellomycetes; Mortierellales; Mortierellaceae.
AUGUCAACCUCCAAGAAACACGCCCUCUCCGACGACGAAUCAUCGGAGCCACGCGCCCCCAUAAAGCACAAUCUCACGCCACUGGAAUUACAAAAGAAGCAGCUCGACAAGCUGCUCGAGAAGAUCGACAAGCCCGUCCGGAUCCCCGAACGACCCCAAGCAAAACCAAUCAACCGUGAACCCAAGGACUAUGUGAAGAAUAUUCAGGGUUCCAGUGCAGGUGCAGGAAGUGGAGAUUUCCAUGUGUAUAGGGCUGGACGUAGGCGGGAGUAUGCGCGGUUGAAGCAGAUGGAUGAGGAGUCCAAGGAGGAGCGAGAACAGCGCGAGUAUGAGGAGAAGAUUCAGUCAAAGAAGGCAGAGGACGAGGAAAAGACAGAAAAGAACCGGAACAAGAGACAGCGGAGAAAGCAGCGAGCCAACAACAACAGACAGAACAAGAAACGCGCCGAUGCACACUCUGACGACGACGAGGAGGGAGGCUCAGACAAGGAGGACAAGGGCGGCAAGCGAUCUGACCAGGAGGGAUCUGAUAAGGAGGACAAGUGA